GUUCCAUAUAUUUAUUAAUACUCCCACCUUUGACACGAGUUCACAUUUCAAGUUCAAGUUGUUAGAUCAACAUCUCCUCAACACAAAUUGCAGCUGGAGUGGAGGACCACCAUGGCUUUCAACUAUACUGCCAAGGAUAAAAAGAAAACAGUAGAUCAAUCUAUGUUACUAUGCUGCAAGUUCUUUAUUUCAGAAGGACGCAACAUUGCUACUCUUGAUGCAGUCGAACGAGUAGCGAGGUCGAACCCAGAGACUGUCAUUGUGAACAAAUUUCAUGACAGAACUUACAAUAGGGCACGGUACAGUCUUGUAUCGUAUGUUUUGCAUGACUGCACAGGAAAUGCCAUAUAUAGUCCCCUGCAACAAACUGUGGUGGCUAUGGCUGAGGCUGCAUUCAAUUCGAUCAACCUUGAAUUGCAUGAUGGAGCUCACCCACGUUUAGGCGCAGUUGAUGACAUUGUUUUCCACCCACUUGCUCGCGCGUCAAUGGAUGAGGCAGCGUGGUUGGCAAAAGCUGUCGCGGCAGAUAUUGGCAACCAAUUCAAUGUACCGGUAUUUCUUUAUGCUGCGGCACACCCAACAGGAAAAGAACUUGACAAAAUAAGACGAGAACUUGGUUAUUACCGGCCUAAUGUCACGGGAUUCCAAUGGGCAGGAUGGACUAUGCCAGACAUCCUGCCCCAAACACCGGAUGAAGGACCUAUUGUUGUUUCAAGAGCCAGAGGCAUCUCAAUGAUAGGUGCACGCUCUUGGGUCACACUCUACAAUAUACCAAUCUUGUCCACCGAUAUAUCGGUGGCAAGAAAGAUUGCAAGGAAGGUUAGUGCUCGUGGUGGCGGGCUUCCUACGGUGCAAACACUCGGAAUUGUUUGCGAAGAUUCCACUGAAAUAGCUUGUAUGUUGUUGGAGCCUAACCAAAUUGGAGCUGAUAGGGUGCAAAACUUGGUUGAGAUGUUAGCAGCACAAGAAGGAUUGGAUGUAGAAAAAGGAUACUUCACUGACUUUUCUCCAGAAAUGAUAAUAGAAAAAUACAUGAACUUAAUAUCUGCUAAUAGAUCAUCUCCAUAGCUAAUUAUACUUUUAGAUGAAGAAUAAAAUCCAACUAUUUAUUAAUUGGCAUUGCAAUUCAGUAAAUAAAAAUAAGUUGUAAUUGACUAAAUGGUUGGAUGGAAAACAGAGUCAAGUACUUCAAAAUGGUUGUAGAGUGUUACAUCUAACUUUGAAUAUGGAGUAUUAACUUAUUGCGAUGAGUGUAUGAUUUACGUCUUACUCUUAUCUUACUUCUGGUAUUACAUAUUCAGG
Molecule: messenger RNA, 1302 nt
Organism: Cicer arietinum (chickpea)
Lineage: Eukaryota; Viridiplantae; Streptophyta; Magnoliopsida; Fabales; Fabaceae
Product: formiminotransferase cyclodeaminase-like protein
Molecular function (GO): transferase activity; folic acid binding
Source: RefSeq, a predicted model, not a curated record